Phlebotomus argentipes is the source of this 483-nucleotide messenger RNA. RefSeq names its product histone H2A. The record is from RefSeq and is a predicted model, not a curated record. Gene Ontology annotation, cellular component: nucleosome. Lineage: Eukaryota; Metazoa; Arthropoda; Insecta; Diptera; Psychodidae. Gene Ontology annotation, molecular function: DNA binding; protein heterodimerization activity; structural constituent of chromatin. The transcript has a single exon. Bases 67 to 441 code for a protein of 124 amino acids.
UGCUGAACUCUCGUCGAGUGUAUUUCGUGCGAUUUCUACAAGUUCAGAAAAGAAGCUAUUUGAAGGAUGUCUGGCCGCGGAAAGGGAGGAAAGGUGAAGGGAAAGGCGAAGACGCGUUCCAACCGUGCUGGGCUUCAGUUCCCAGUGGGCCGUAUCCAUCGUCUGCUGCGCAAGGGAAACUACGCUGAGCGCGUUGGCGCUGGAGCUCCUGUCUAUUUGGCCGCCGUGAUGGAAUAUCUGGCCGCCGAAGUGCUGGAGUUGGCCGGCAAUGCUGCCCGUGACAACAAGAAAACAAGGAUCAUCCCGCGUCACCUGCAGCUGGCCAUCCGCAACGAUGAGGAGCUGAACAAGCUGCUGUCUGGCGUCACGAUCGCGCAGGGCGGUGUCCUGCCCAACAUCCAGGCCGUGCUGCUGCCCAAGAAGACCGAGAAGAAGACAUAAAUCGCCUGUCACGCACCGUAAACUCGCCAACAAACAACAAAA